UACUUUUAUAAAUACAACAUAACGGAUCUAAGCUUUUUCAUUGAAGGAUUGUUUCAUUUCUUCUUCUUGAUACAAAAAUAUUUGUUAAAAUGAAUGUUCAAGGAAUAAUAGUGAAGGAAAAGAAACAUUAUUCAACAUCAUCAUCAUCAUCAUCAUCAUCAUCCAUUGGAACAUUUUCAGAAGAUUCAAUGAAUUCUUUAUGUUCUUGUUCAUCUGAGUUGAUAGAAGAUGCUGAUUCAUCUUCAACUUCAUCAUCACAUUCAAAUGGAUCUUUAUGUGACUUCUCAGAGCUCAUGAACAAUCUUCCUAUAAAGAGAGGGUUGUCAAUGUUCUAUCAAGGGAAGGCACAAUCAUUCACUUGUUUAGGUGAGGUACAAAAGAUAGAAGAUCUUCCAAAGAAAAGCAUGUCAUACAAUAAGAGAAUGAAGUCAUAUAGAAGUUAUGGUGGAGAUUUGGAUAGUCAUAGAAUAUGGUAUAGUCCAAAAGCUACAAUAUCAAAAAAGACAUCAAGAGUGACUUUUCCAUCUGUAUUAAGUAAAAAAGGGAGUUUCUUAGAAAGGUCUAGGGCCUCUAGGCCUUCCAUUUUUGUACAUAAGAACUACUGAAGUCCAAUUAAUUAGAGAGA
This is a messenger RNA of Vicia villosa (hairy vetch), 625 nucleotides long. RefSeq names its product protein OXIDATIVE STRESS 3-like. NCBI's taxonomy places the organism in Eukaryota, Viridiplantae, Streptophyta, Magnoliopsida, Fabales, Fabaceae. The record is from RefSeq and is a predicted model, not a curated record. The transcript has 2 exons. Bases 90 to 605 code for a protein of 171 amino acids.